Messenger RNA from Etheostoma cragini (Arkansas darter), 1834 nucleotides. RefSeq names its product transcription factor Sox-8-like. Gene Ontology annotation, molecular function: RNA polymerase II cis-regulatory region sequence-specific DNA binding; DNA-binding transcription factor activity, RNA polymerase II-specific. The transcript is spliced from 3 exons. Lineage: Eukaryota; Metazoa; Chordata; Actinopteri; Perciformes; Percidae. Gene Ontology annotation, biological process: morphogenesis of an epithelium; negative regulation of transcription by RNA polymerase II; neural crest cell development. The record is from RefSeq and is a predicted model, not a curated record. The coding region runs from base 273 to 1643 and encodes 456 amino acids. Gene Ontology annotation, cellular component: nucleus.
GAGGGGAGGAGGGAGGAGAGAUGCAGCCGCUACUAAAGAGAGUUCCAAAAAAAGAAAAAAAGAAAAUAAAAGCUCGUCAAACUUUGCCUGGCUGUGGGAGGACGCAGUAAGGACUGAUUCAAGGCAAGAAGCUUCUUUUUUCCUGAUUUCAUUCGGAUAUUAGGCUUGAUUUUUGGGUGAAACAGUCUUCCAGAGCCGUGCGUAUUUACGCACUUGGAGAGUCCUCCGGGAAUCGGGCCAUAUAGCAACUUUGUUUUUUUACCCGCCCAGAAAUGACAGAAGAGAACCGGUCCCCGGCAGACACUCCGCGCAGUCCAGCAGGCAGCGACAGCUCCAUGUCCCAGCAGGGAUCGGGUUCGGAGUCCCCGACCUCUCCAUCAGGGUCCGAAGCACAGGAGGCAGCGCGCACGGCCGGGAUGACGCACCAGCUGGAGAGCGGCGUGGAGGACGAGCGCUUCCCCGCCUGCAUCCGCGACGCGGUGUCCCAAGUGCUGAAAGGCUACGACUGGUCGCUGGUCCCGAUGCCCUCUCAUGGGGAGAAAGGGCCGAAGAGCAAGCCUCACGUGAAGCGGCCGAUGAACGCGUUCAUGGUGUGGGCGCAGGCGGCCCGGAGGAAGCUGGCUGACCAGUAUCCUCAUCUUCACAACGCGGAGCUCAGCAAGACCCUGGGCAAGCUGUGGCGACUUCUCUCUGAAACAGAGAAGCUUCCCUUCGUUGCGGAGGCCGAGAGGCUGAGGACGCAGCACAAGAAAGACUACCCGGACUACAAGUACCAGCCUCGGAGACGCAAGAACCCCAAACCAGGACAGGGGGACUGCGGACCAGGACCGGUACAGCAGCAACAGCAGGACUUGUAUAAGACAGAACCAGGGGGGGUGCACCAUCAUUAUGAUCCAGACAGGACAGGUCAGUCUCAUGGGCCUCCAACACCCCCCAACACCCCCAACACUGACCUCCACACGGGGACCAAACACGAGGCCCCGCGGCCUGUCGACAGCAGCAGCACCGGCUCCGCUCCUGCCAGCGGCCGGCAGAACAUCGACUUCAGCAACCUGGACAUCUCCGAGCUCAGCACCGACGUCAUCAGCACCAUCGAUGGCUUUGACGUCCACGAGUUGGACCAGUACCUCCCUCCCAACAGCCACGCCUCGACUCUUCUAACCACGCCAGAUAGCAGCCACGGACAAAACAACCCUUCUGGGUCCCUUAUUCUGCCCAGCAUCUACUCCCACUCCCAUACCUGGACACCCAAAAGUGGGAUUUCCACUGGAAUGCCAACUUCCUCUUGCAGUCGUGAUGCGCAUGGGCUCCACGAGGACACCAGCCAAAAACUUCAGAUUAAGACAGAACAGAUGAGCCCAGGUCACUACAGCAGCUCCUCCUCCUCCACACCUCCACCGCCACAACCGGAGUACGCCCCCCUCGGCUCGGGCCUCUGCCCUUCCUCCAUCAACCAAUCUGACUACACUGACCUCCAAAGCUCCAGUUUCUUCAGCGCCUUCCCAGGGUACCCUCCCGGUCUGUAUCAGUACCCGUACUUUCACUCGUCUCGCAGGCCUUACAGCCUGACCUUGGCACCACCUCCACACAGUCCUCCCUCUGGCUGGGAGCAGCCUCUCUACAAAACUCUCUCCAGGCCUUGAAGAGGCAGAAAACCCCCAAAAAAUGGGGAUAUGGACACAAACUUUAAUGACUACUCAGACUGAGACAGGGCUGCUUUGACAACUUGUAAGAUAAUGUUUGGCGUUUCAAUGACUUGAAUGUUAAUUUUAAAGAUUUUGACCAGACUGAUAUCUGUUGGCCAAAGCGUCAUACAGCAUUGUGCGUCAUUAUA